Molecule: messenger RNA, 1017 nt
Organism: Arabis nemorensis
Lineage: Eukaryota; Viridiplantae; Streptophyta; Magnoliopsida; Brassicales; Brassicaceae
Source: the annotation of a GenBank genome assembly
AUGGUUAAGGGGUCCCAACAAAACGUGGCCGUAGAUCAAGACAUACCAAUAAUAGACAUGUCGCAAGAGAGAUCACAAGUGUCGAAGCAGAUAGUCAAAGCUUGUGAGACUCUCGGCUUCUUCAAAGUGGUUAACCACGGUGUUGACCAAACCAUCAUCUCAAGGUUGGACCAUGAAUCCAUUAACUUCUUUGCUAAACCGGUUCAUGAGAAGAUUUCGGUUAAAUCGGCUAUCCAGCCUAAUUUCGGGUAUGGGUUUAAAGACAUCGGUCUCAAUGGUGACUCUGGUGAGAUCGAGUAUUUGCUGUUUAACACUAACGAUUCUGCUCUUCUCUCUCAGCUCUCCUUCAGCUCGGCGGUGAAUUGUUACGUAGAAGCAGUGAAGCAGUUGGCUCAUGAGAUCUUAGAUCUGACGGCUAAGGAACUUGGGGUCCCACCUAAUACUUUCAGUAAAUUAAUCAGCACCGUUGAUAGUGACACUAUUCUAAGAGUGAAUCAUUAUCCACCGUCCGAUCAAUUUCUUAGUGGUGGAACCACGAGAGUUUCUGAUAAAUCUGAGUCACUGAUGAGAGUUGGCUUUGGAGAACACACUGACCCUCAGAUCUUAACAGUUCUAAGAUCUAACGGUGUAGAAGGAUUACACGUGUCGAACUCAGAUGGCUUGUGGGUCCCUGUUUAUUCUGACCCUUCAGCUUUCUGCGUCAAUGUAGGAGAUUUGCUACAAGUGAUGACGAACGGGCGAUUUAUUAGCGUAAGGCAUAGAGUGUCCUUGACUUCCGAAACAAAAAGCCGGCUCUCAACGGGGUACUUCGUCGGACCGCCGCUUCAAACAAAGAUUGGACCUAUUUCGGCAUUGAUUGCGGCGAAGAAUCAGCCGCCUCUAUACCAAACAUUUACUUGGGGUGAGUACAAGAAGUUUGGGUAUUCGCUACGUCUUCAAGUUAACCGUUUAGACAUGUUCUAUACGUCUAAGGAUGAGUACGAGGACGGGAAAAAGAAUGAUGAGAAGAUUUAUUAG